AUGGAGCUUCAGAUUCCAAUUCACACAGUUUUCCAAAUGCCCUCUCUUCUCCAAGUUGUGGCUGCCGACACUAUUCUCGCGGUCGUGCAAUCUAUCGCUUUGGCUUGUGUGCAAUAUGAUGUGUUUCAGUGCUUUCUAUAUGUAUGGGUUUCAACUAUAGAUUUGGGAGUUGGGAAAAUGUCAGGACAUUUUGCUACAAUGGAAUGUAUUACAUCAAGAUCCUACCCGUUUUUCGUUCAGUUAAUGAAUGAGAAGAGGAAUCCGAAGCGUCCAAAAUCACUUCCUUACAAGAUGCCUGUGACAGACUCAAAUGAGGCCCAGAAUUUUGAUGAUAACAUUCUUUUCCCCGUUGAAGAGAUUGUACAAUACCCAUUGCCGGGAUAUGUGUCGCCAUCUUCAAUAAGUUUUAGUCCUGAUGAUAGUUUAAUUUCUUACUUGUUUAGUCCUGAUCACUCUUUAAACAGAAAGAUUUAUGCUUUUGAUCUGAAGACCAAUGCACAGGAAUUGUUAUUCAGUCCCCCAGAUGGUGGACUAGAUGAAAGUAACAUUUCUCCAGAAGAAAAGUUGAGGAGGGAGAGGUUGCGGGAGCGUGGUUUAGGCGUGACACGGUAUGAAUGGGUGAAGACAAGCUCAAAAAGGAAAGCAGUCAUGGUGCCAUUGCCUGCUGGGAUUUAUAUUCAGGACCUUUCCCUUUCAAAACCAGAGCUCAAGCUUCCAAGUGUAUCUGGUUCACCCAUUAUUGAUCCACAUCUCUCUCCAGAUGGGUCAAUGCUUGCCUAUGUAAGGGACUGUGAGUUGCAUGUUCUGAAUCUCUUAUCCAAUGAAUCAAAGCAGUUGACUUGUGGGGCAAAGGAAAAUGGUUUGAUUCAUGGGCUUGCAGAGUAUAUAGCCCAGGAGGAGAUGGAUAGAAAAACUGGAUAUUGGUGGUCACUGGACAGUAAAUAUAUUGCUUUCACUGAAGUUGAUUCUUCUGAAAUACCACUUUUUAGAAUUAUGCACCAAGGGAAGAGCUCAGUUGGUUUAGAGGCACAGGAAGACCACCCUUAUCCUUUUGCCGGAGCUUCCAAUGUUAAUGUGCGCCUUGGGGUUGUUUCAGUAGCUGGAAACUCCAUUACAUGGAUGGACCUUCACUGUGGGGGUACGGAACAGCAAAACAACGAGGAGGAAUAUUUGGCAAGAGUCAAUUGGAUGCAUGGAAACAUUCUCACUGCUCAGAUCUUGAACAGACACCACACUAAAAUAAAGAUUGUUAAGUUUGAUAUUAGAACAGGCCAAAAGAAAGAUAUAUUAAUGGAAGAAAACAGCAAUUGGAUCAAUAUACAUGACUGUUUCACACCUCUUGAUAAAGGAGUUACCAAAUUUUCGGGUGGAUUUAUCUGGGCUAGUGAAAAAACAGGAUUUAGACAUCUCUAUCUUCAUGAUGCGAACGGGGUUUGUUUAGGACCCAUCACUGAAGGUGAAUGGAUGGUUGAGCAAAUUGCUGGUGUGAAUGAAGCUACAGGUCUAAUAUAUUUUACUGGGACCUUAGAUGGUCCCUUGGAGUCCAAUUUGUAUUGCGCCAAACUUUUUGUUGAUGGAAAUCAACCACUUCAGAUUCCUGUCAGACUUACACACAGCAAGGGGAAGCACCUUGUGGUCCUUGAUCACCAUAUGCAAAACUUUGUUGAUAUUCAUGAUUCCCUUAGUUCUCCUCCUAGGGUGUUACUGUGCUCAUUGGAAGAUGGAAGUGUAAUCAAGCCUUUAUAUGAGCAGUCAUUUACAGUUCCAAGGUUCAAAAGGCUUCAACUUGAGGCACCGGAGAUUGUUGAAAUACAGGCUAGUGAUGGCACUACAUUGUAUGGAGCUCUAUAUAAGCCUGAUGCUUCAAGGUUUGGACCUCCACCUUACAAAACUAUGAUCAAUGUUUAUGGUGGUCCAAGUGUACAGCUUGUUUGUAACUCUUGGAUUAGUACAGUUGAUCUGAGAGCACAAUAUUUGAGAAACCAAGGCAUCUUAGUUUGGAAGUUAGACAAUAGAGGAACUGCAAGACGAGGGUUGAAAUUCGAAAGCUAUUUAAAACACAAACUUGGUCAAAUUGAUGCUGAUGAUCAGCUAACUGGAGCAGAGUGGCUUGUCAAACAAGGGCUUGCAAAAUUUGGUCACAUUGGGUUGUAUGGUUGGAGCUAUGGCGGUUAUCUCUCUGCAAUGACACUGUCAAGAUAUCCAGAUUUCUUCAAGUGUGCAAUAGCAGGUGCCCCUGUCACAUCAUGGGACGGAUAUGACACAUUUUACACAGAGAAGUACAUGGGUUUGCCAUCUGAAAACAAGUCAGAAUAUGAAAGUGGUUCUGUUAUGAACCAAGUGCACCAGUUGAAAGGGCGGUUGUUGCUUGUGCAUGGCAUGAUUGAUGAGAAUGUGCACUUCAGGCACACUGCAAGGCUUAUCAAUGCACUUGUGGCAGCUGGAAAGCCAUAUGAACUAAUAGUUUUCCCAGAUGAACGCCACAUGCCGCGGCGUCACAGCGAUCGAGUUUACAUGGAAAGGAGGAUGUGGGACUUCAUUCAGAGGAAUCUGUAA
Messenger RNA from Sphenostylis stenocarpa, 2556 nucleotides. The record is from the annotation of a GenBank genome assembly. Lineage: Eukaryota; Viridiplantae; Streptophyta; Magnoliopsida; Fabales; Fabaceae.